Molecule: messenger RNA, 4464 nt
Organism: Blepharisma stoltei
Lineage: Eukaryota; Ciliophora; Heterotrichea; Heterotrichida; Blepharismidae
Source: the annotation of a GenBank genome assembly
AUGAAUGAAUCAUUUCUACGCCAAACUAGAUAUUUAAUCCUCAUGAGUGAAAUAAAAAAAUUUAAUUUUUAUAAAAAAUCCUUAUUUUAAGAUUGAGCGAACCAUUUGGAAAAAAUCUAUUUUUCUGAAAAUUAGCCUCUUUAAAACUUUUUGGCCUUCAAAAGGAAUAAAAUUAAUAUGAAAAGAGUUAGUAACCUUCAAACCUCAUAUUUCAAAGCAUAGCGUUGGACUAUUUGAUGAGACUUUGGUAAAGCCUGGAGCACCAAUUUCAAUAUAUCGUUUGGUUUUUACUUUUGAGGUGAAAUAUCAGCAUGAUCGAGAUCACAACUUUGAUUGAUUUAUAAGGCGAACUUUUUGUGAGUUCCAAGAGCUUCAUCAAAACCUGCUGAAAGAAAUAUCUAGAGGAAACAUGCUGACAGUGCCUCUGUUUCCGGACGGUGAACAAUUUUUAUCAUCAACUCCAGAUAUACAGCUUGAAUAUUUAGAGAACUAUUUACUUGCAUUAACAGGUCAAAUUGAUGCAUGCAAUAAUCCUGAAUUUUGAAGCUUCUUACUCCUAAAUUAAUUGUAACCAAAUAAAAAAUAAUUUAAAUAUUUUAAAAAAUGUGAAAUCACAUAAUGAAAUUUCAAUAUAAAAUUAUAUUUUUUAAGAAUACAAAAAUGAUUUUUUUAAUUAAGGAAGUUAGAAGUCAGCGCACUCUCAUUUGAUGGGGCAAGCAAAAAGCGUAAAGAAGGCUACGUCCUUAAAAGAACAGGAGGAAGAAUUAGUAACGAAAGAAGGUGCUUUAACUGUUCUAAGCAUUUUAAAAGACUUCAAAAGCGCUGAAUGAUUAUCAGAGAUAAUAUGGUUGGGUAUUUAUCAACUCAUAUAAGAGAUACACUUCAUGAGGUGCUUAUGUUCAAAGGGAGAUUUGAAGUAGAAUAUGGGCUAAAAGAAACAGGAUAUGAAGAUGGCAUUAGAAUUAUUACGCUUAGAAGAGAUUUUAUAUUCAGAGCUGGGAGCAUUUUAAAAAGAAAUGAAUGAGUAGAGUCUAUUCAAGAAGCUUAUAAUCAGUCAGAAUGGCACAAUGAAAUCAUCAGAUAUGAGUCUUCUUUUCCAGUGAGGAAUAAUAUAAUUUAUUUUAUUGUAUUUAUUAUAAAUUGAUACAAAUUUACUUGUUUUUUAUAAAUAAUAGGACAAAAUCAUAUAUUAUAAGAUUUUAUAGAUAUCUAUAUAAGAUAAUUAUGUUAAAUGAUAUAUUGACGCAAGAUUUUAUUUCAAUGAAGUCUACGAAACUUUAAAACGUGCCCAACGUGAAGUUUUCAUAUCAGACUGAUGGCUAAGCCCUGAACUUUACUUAAAAAGGCCUUCCAAAAAGUUUGAUUAUUCCCAAGUAUGUGAAAUCUUAGGAGCUUUGGCAGAUAGAGGUGUAACCGUUUAUGUUCACGUCUAUAAAGAAGUAUCUUUAGCGUUAACCAUAAACUCUUUACACACAAAAAACACUCUUCAGCGGAGAAACCCAAACAUAAGAGUUGUUAGACACCCACACCGAUCUGCAGUCGGUGGAGAAUUCCUUUGAACUCAUCAUGAAAAAAUAGUCUGUAUUGACCAAGAAAUUGCAUUUAUAGGAGGGCUUGAUUUAUGCUAUGGUAGAAUGGACACAAAUGAGCACCUUUUAACUGAUUUGCAAGAGCCUUAUUUUUGGAAUGGCAUUGACUAUUCUAAUGUCAGAAUCGCUGACUUCUCAGAAGUGGCAAAUCAUGAAAGAGAUAUUAUUGAUAGAAAUACGCACCCAAGGAUGCCUUGACAUGAUGUCGCUUUAAAAGUUGUAGGAAAAGCGGCUGCAGAUAUAGAUUAAGAUUUUGCACGGCUAUAAAUAAGGCACCGACUAGCCGAACUACAUUGACUCCAGGAAAGGUGGCCUACGCUUGGUGAGUAUGCACCAGAGUGCACAUGAUAUAAAGUUUCAACCAAAAUUCGACCUCAUGAAUUUUCUUGCGAAAUUACCUUAGCUUAGGAUCAGCUCCCUAGGUUAAAUCCACCCCCUGUAGGAGUCCGAAGUUCCGAUAGAAGAAGACUAUAUGAUAUGCAAAAUCUGUCUAGCCCAUUUGGCAAAGACAGGAAAAAACCUUCAGAUGGCCGACUUCAAAAAAGAUAAAGAGGCUCUAUUUCCAGCUUCAUCAGAAUUGAUCCGGCCUGCCCCACAGGGAGUGCACCUCGGAGACUAAUUUCCUUAAACGUCACCAUUUUAUUUUUUGCUACAGAUAUAGGAAUGCAUUUUAUUGAGCUGUGAAACCAUGUGAUGACUGAUAUAACUGGAGCAUAUUAUAAAAAUAAAGACUUACUGCAGCCUAACUAUUCUAAUAACCGUAGAGGUGGGAAAAAAAGAUCAGUUGUAGAAAUGAGUAGGCCGAUAUCAGUAAACAGCUCAUUAUCAUUUCUUAAAGAAGAAGCCAAAGAAGAGCCACAGAGUAUAAGUGAAAGCUUGGAAAGUUCUUGCCCAGCGAUGCAGAGAAGCAAAUCCCAUGGAUUUCCUGAAAAUUUGUUUCAAGAACAGAUAAGAGAAAGAGGGACUUUAUCAUUGUCAGGGCCAUCAAGAAGGAUUAAUGUUGCUGAACUUGAUAAGAAAAUUGAGGAAGAAAACAAUCAGUCUAUUGAUACAGCAAUUCAUAUAGAUAGGACUCCAUUGGAUUCUAACACAAAAAAAGCUGUCAAUAAUUUAUUCUUUGGGAUUAGAAAUAGAGCUACUUGACUUAGAAAAAUAAUAGUUUUUAUGCUAAUUAGAAUAUUAUUGCCAGAUUAGGUAGCAUAAAUUCAAUUUAAAAUAGGAUAAUUUCAAAAGGAGGAGGAAUAAUUGAAGAAAGCACUGACAGGAAAAUGAGUGUCGUAGGUGACCAACUUACAGUUGUAAGUCCGCUCAGAAAAAACACACAAAGUAUAGUCCUUAGCCCGAUAACUGACCAUCAAAGACAAAUCCGAGAAAAAUUAGAAGCAGAAGAUGAGGCCAAGCUACAGAAAGAACUCGAAGCUGACCAAGAAGAAGGCGACGAAGCAUUUUCAAAAAAUCUGCUCCACCCAAAAAUGAAAGAGCUCGGACAAACAGGUACAUGUGAAUGCCAGGUAUUAAGAAGUGCAGGCUUAUGAUCCUUAGGCCUUGAGCACACUGAGCAUUCAAUCCACACCGCAUAUCUAAAUUUAAUCGACCAAGCUGACCAUUUUAUUUACAUUGAAAACCAGUUUUUCAUAUCCAGCACUGCUGGAAACCCAGUGAAAAAUCAAAUUUCUCAAGCCUUGGUUGAAAGAAUUAAAUGCGCAGCUAAAAGAAAAGAAAAAUUCAAAGUAAUUGUAGUCUGUCCUUUAUUGCCAGGCUUUGAAGGCUCCAUAAAUGACCCUGGAGCAGCUGUAUUGCGUGUUCAGCUCCAUUGGGAGUAUCAAACGAUAUGCCGAGGUAUAAAUUCUUUAUAUGAGCAGCUAAAAAGUGACGAAAAUAUUUAUGAUCCUUUAGAGUAUAUACGAUUUUAUGGGCUCAGAACUCAUGAUAUGCUCAACGAUACCCCAGUCACUGAAAUCGUAUAUGUCCAUAGUAAACUUAUGAUUAUUGACGACGAUAUUGUAUUAAUGGGCUCUGCUAACAUUAAUGACAGAAGCCUAUUAGGGUCAAAUGAUAGUGAAAUUGCUAUGAUAAUUUCAGACCAAAAAAAGAAACAAAGUAUAAUGAAUGGUCAGCCAAAAAAUAAAUCGUGUUUUGCUUAUACGCUGAGGAUUUCGCUAUUUAAAGAAAUCUUACUCCCCCCCCUCCAUGAGUGAUCAAAAACCAUUAGAAAAAUCCCUAUUUUUUGCCCCAAAAACCCACCCUCCGUGAGUGAACAAAAAUGUUUUUAAUACAAAAAUGUUUUAUGGAAAAAAAAAUUGAUAUAUAAAUGAUAAUUAUUAUAAUGAAAUCUAGAGCUAAUUCUGUUUAUUUUUAAACGAAUUGCUUUUUAAAACAUAAAUUUUGCAAAUUGAAUUAAUAUUUGCUUUCCAAUUUUUGCGAAUUAGGAUUUUUUUUAAAUUUCGAAAAAAAAAAUAUUUUUUUAUAAAAUUUAUAUAUAAAUUUUUUUAAAAAAAAAAAAAUUAACCCCCCUCCGUGAGUGAACAAAAUUUUUUUGUUCACUCACGGGGGGGGGGGGGAGAUAGGAAUUGAUGAUGAAGCGAUAAUAGAGGACCCGCUGAGUGAGGCGUUUGAUGAAUUAAUGUGAUCGACCGCGUCAAGCAAUACUGCAUUGUAUAAACAUAUAUUUAGAUGUUAUCCGGAUAAUGAAAUUUUGAGAAUUAGUGAUAUUGUGGGUUUUGAGUCUCAGGCUCAGAUGAAUGAUUAUGUGGUAUUGAGGGAAAAUUUCAAAGGGUUUAUAGUAGAUUUCCCAAUGGAUUUCUUGAGGGAUGAAGAUUUGAGGAUUUCGAUUUUUCAUAAGGAAUAUUAUAUCCCUGAUGUCAAUUUUGUAUAA